AACACAAAGCGAUUGUGAAAAAGCCUCUAUCAUUGUAUGCAAUGUGCUCGCUCAAGCAGGAUUCAAGGCCUCCAAAGACAAGCUCCAAUGGGUCCAAUCCAAAGUUACCUAUUUGGGACACAUCAUCAUGCCAGGUCUGAGAGCUAUUUCUACAGACAGGGUCCAGCUGAUCAGGAAGAUGAAGUCUCCACGAACUAUACAACAGCUCCAAAGCUUCCUGGGACUGAUUAACUAUUGCAGAUCCUGGAUACCUGACUGUGCAGUGCAUGACAGGCACCUGAGAAGCCUGAUUGAUCACAAAGCUCCACCAAGCACGCUCUUGAACUGGACUGAGGAGGCAGAACUGAACUUUACUGCGUUGAAGCAGGCGAUCACCAAGGCCCCAGCUCUGGGCCUGCCAGACUACAACAAAGACUUUCAUUUGCAUGUCCGUGAAACUGAGGGGGUGGCCAUAGGUGUCCUGCUGCAACAGCAUGGUUCCACAUACAGACCAUUAGUGUACCUUUCUAAGAAAUUGGACAACAUUGUUACAGGUAUGCCAGCAUGUCUUAGUGCUGUGGCUGCAGCUGCCCUGGUUGUACAGAUGGCUGAGAGAAUGGUUUUGUCACACCCUUUGAUAUUGUAUAAGUCACAUCAGGUAGGCGCAAUUUUACACAAUAUGCAAACACAACACAUGACAGCACAACGACGCUCAGGUUACGAGGCAACACUGCUGGCAACUAAAAAUCUAACGAUCCAACCUACAGCGUCCAUUAACCCGGCACUGUUGGGUGUGUUAGGAAUGGCUGACAUGGUAGAUAAUGUCACAGAGCAUGAUUGCAUAAUUGAACUAACUUCCUCAUGUUCUUCCAGGGCCGAUCUUUUGGAUUCGCCCCUGGAUGGGGGGGAACAUCUAUAUGUUGAUGGAUCAUGUUCAAAACCUGCUGAUGGGGUCUACCUUUGUGGCUAUGCUGUGGUGUCUGAGACUGGGGAAAUAAUUGAAUCAUUUGCUUUAGAUUUUAACUCAGCUCAAGCUGCAGAAUUAGUAGCAUUAAUAAGAGCAUGUGAGCUGAUGGAAGGAAAAAGAGUAACUAUUUAUACUGAUUCCAAAUAUGCAUGGGGAGUGGUACACCACUUUGCCAAAACUUGGGAAGCAAGAGAUUUCAAAACAAUUGUAUUGCAUUGCAGAUGUACACAAAACAGCAAAGCUGAUUUUAGACUCGUGUCUCACAUGUGCUCAGGUAAAUCCGCACAAACCUAUUAAACAUGACGCAUUACCGCAUCCAGAAGCACCAUUUCAACAUGUACAAAUUGAUUUCACACAUAUGCCGCCAAUAGGUAACUUGAAAUAUCUUUUGGUUAUUGUGGAUCGAUUUUCAAAGUGGCCAGAAGCAUUUCCAUGUGCAAAGGAAGAUGCUAAAACAGUGGUAAAGAUUUUGACUAAGGAAAUAAUUCCUAGAUUUGGGAUACCUAACACUAUUGAGAGUGAUAAUGGAACACCAUUCGCAUCAAAGGUAACACAGCUACUUGCUAAAGUAUUAUCGAUUGAUUGGCACCUGAACAUACCUUACCAUCCACAGUCUUCCUCCAAUGUGGAGAGACUUAACCAAACAGUCAAACGAAGGCUCACUAAGGCCUCUAUUGAUACAGGAAAGAAAUGGGUAGAUUUGCUACCUGCUGUCUUGACAGAACUAAGAAUGACUCCAUCUUCCACCACUAAGUUUUCACCAUUUGAAAUACUAAUGGGUAGACCUUUCCCGACCCCAUGGGUUAAAGGUCGCGCAGGCUUUACUUCCUUAGGUGAUCUGGAGGUGAUCCAGGAGGACUACGUGACUUCCCUCAUUGAGAAACUUAACUCCAUAUGUGCUGAUGUUUCUUUGUGUCUUCCUCUUCCCUCAGAAAAGCCUACUCACCCCUUUGUUCCAGGACAGAGUGUGCUCAUCAAAAGCCUGAAACCAACGAAGGUGGGAGAACCAAGAUAUCUUGGACCAGCCACUGUGAUCGCAGUAACCCGGACGGGAGUGCUGACAGAUUAUCAACCGCAGUGGAUACAAGCCUCACGCCUGAAGAAUUACUCUACAGGAGAGCAGGCAAGCUCCAAUUUCACAUAGAAUCUCGAACGGGGAUUCACCUUUAUGUUUAACAGGGAGGAAAAGGCACUGGUUAAGCGGAGGAAGGAACUACCUCUUAUAGUGAGGUGGGGGUUGUCCAAAGCAAGAAGAUAGUUGGCCCAUUGAGUCAAAACAGUGCUAACUCCUUAAACCACUCUGUUACCAUUAAGGGCUAAAUUCUAUUGAUGGACAUACCACCGUUGAUUUCAACGAGGAACUUGGAUUCUACACACUGUUGUGCCUAUUGUUAUAUUCAUAGUGAUUCUUCUGCUAAUAGCACCCUGUAUGAUGCAAUGUAUUAGUACUUCUAUAAUGCGUUCUGUUACAGCGCUCACUACAGGAAAUACCUACCAAGCAAUGCUGCAUGUAUCCAAUCCAGUACAGACCUUUGUUAGGGUUCCAGAGCAGUUGGAGAUGAAUGUGAUUGAAGCUGAGGAUUUCCCAACAGAUGCUGAUAGCUCUACUGGAGAUGAUUAUGUGCACACUUAUGAGUUAGAGCCUGAACUGUAUAACAGAAAUGAAUACUAACUGAAGAUAUAUAUCACAUUUGAUUACUGUGUAUGAAAGUACAUAAGAUAUGCCCAAGAUUGUUCACGUUUGUGUAAGACAUGUCUUCGACUGUCUUAAAGUGGCCAUUGUGAGAUUCUGCUCGAGUACGUGAACACAUCUUGUGAUACAGGACAUUGUGUGAUAACAGUAUGAUGUAUUCCUUUGAACCUUACUCUAUAUUCAUGGUGUUGCUCAAUGCAGUGUGUUAUGCUUGAUCAGCUAAAUAUCUGCCAGACAUUACGUUGUUUCAUUUCCCUAUAAAAGUAACACCCCUUGUACAAUAAAGUUGAGCUUAGAAUGAACUA
Messenger RNA from Carassius auratus (goldfish), 2944 nucleotides. RefSeq lists its product as uncharacterized. Gene Ontology annotation, molecular function: nucleic acid binding; RNA-DNA hybrid ribonuclease activity. The record is from RefSeq and is a predicted model, not a curated record. The coding region runs from base 128 to 1243 and encodes 371 amino acids. NCBI's taxonomy places the organism in Eukaryota, Metazoa, Chordata, Actinopteri, Cypriniformes, Cyprinidae. The transcript is spliced from 2 exons.